UUAUGGUCCAAUGAUGGUCCACCGGCAGAGAAGUCAGGAAGACGUGCCAAAGAAGGCAAAGGCUACUCUGCGUUCUGUCCUCCGAGAUGGCAGGUUCAGCAAAUACGUGCGACAUCUCAUAUGAGGAUCUGAGAGCACUUUUGGAUAAAGGCCAGAACCUACUUCUUGUCGAUGUUCGCACUCAGGAGGAAGUGGAUAAGGGACGCAUACCUGGAUCACUCCACAUCCCAGUCAAUGCGGUAGAAGAGGCUUUUUCAAUGGACCCAGAAGCCUUCAGGACAAAAUACGGAGCAGCCAAGCCACCGUUGGACACCUCAGAGCUGGUGUUUCACUGCCAGAUGGGCAAGCGGGGCUCCGCGGCCACGAGCACAGCGGUGGGACUUGGCUACGUGAAUGCACGUAAUUACGCUGGAGGAUACAAGCAGUGGUCUGAGAAAGCAGGGCGGUGAACACUGGAAUGCCAAACUCGGGGAAAGAUGGAUCGUUUUAUUCCAUUUCUGUUUUCAGCUACGCUGAGUUGUGAAUCUACGAAUAAAUUGUGGUAGCUACCGA
Messenger RNA from Doryrhamphus excisus (bluestripe pipefish), 552 nucleotides. RefSeq names its product thiosulfate sulfurtransferase like domain containing 1 (gene tstd1). The record is from RefSeq and is a predicted model, not a curated record. Gene Ontology annotation, molecular function: thiosulfate-thiol sulfurtransferase activity. Lineage: Eukaryota; Metazoa; Chordata; Actinopteri; Syngnathiformes; Syngnathidae. Gene Ontology annotation, cellular component: cytoplasm.